AUGGCAUGUGCUGUUGGUAUUAAAUAUGUUGGUCUUGUGAUGAUUGUUUAUGGUGUAUGCGAUGCAUUGAGUAGUUUUAGUUUUGGUCAUAUUGCAAAAUAUAUCGGUCGAAUGUAUUGUUUAAUGUUUGCUGCUUUAAUUAAUUAUACAUUAAUAAUAACUAUGCUUUUAUGGGUACCACAAGAAAAUCAAUUAUGGGUUUUAUUUAUACUUGCUGGUUUAUGGGGUGUAGCUGAUGGUUGUUGGCAAACUCAGAUUGCUGCUGCAUAUGGCACAUUAUUCACUGAAAAUGAAUCAGCAUUUUCAAAUUUUCAUUUAUGGGAAUCGCUUGGAUUUGUUAUUGCUUAUGUGUAUACUCCACGUAUUCGUAUAAGAUAUGCGCAUAUUAUUCUUCUAUGUGUACUUACUUUAUCAAUGGUAUGCUAUACAAUCAUUGAGAUUAGAGAAAAACGAAAAAAGAAAAAAGUACCUGAGGAAGAACCAUCGAAAUCAAAAGAUGACAUAGAAUCCACGAUUGCAACAGCUCUUUAA
Molecule: messenger RNA, 531 nt
Organism: Adineta steineri
Lineage: Eukaryota; Metazoa; Rotifera; Eurotatoria; Adinetida; Adinetidae
Source: the annotation of a GenBank genome assembly